AUGAUCGACCAGUACUGGCAUAAGAGCGGAGUUUGCGGCCUCUUCACCCGCGCUGCCCUCCGUACUCUGCAAUUCGUUCUCGCCGUGACGGUUGCCGGCCUCUACGGUGUUGAUCUGGCCCGCGCAACCAAGACUAAGCAACACGCUAAUUCAGAAUGGGUGUAUGCUGAGUUUGUUGUCGCGCUCUCAGCAAUAACGUGUAUUGUACACUGCUUCGUGACAGUGACGCAUGUCGCGUGGUCGGCUUGGGACGGAGUCUUGUUUGUGCUCUGGCUGGCCCAGGUCGGUGUCUUUGGGACCAUAUAUUCCCCCAAUGUGAAAGGAGAAUACCAACAUGCGGCAAACUCGACUGCCCGUAUGCAUGCCGCUAUCUGGAUUGAUUUGAUCAACAUGUUGCUUUGGUUUACGACAACGGUACUCGGUAUCGCGUGGUGUAUCCGGACUCGCAAAGUCACCCGGCGAACGGAUCAACUUGAUCCCAAUCAAAUACAGCUUAGAGAGAGCAGCGAGCAGAAUCAUAGCAGCAAUGAGGAGGGUAGCUUGCAAUCCCAUGAAGACAGGAGCUUGAAGGCGCUUGCUAUGGAGAAGCCUUACGAAAAGAGCGCCAAAGAAAGCAUGAGUCAAACGUCCGCGGUAGAAUCGGACAAGAAGGCCGAAGUCAGUCAGCCUGUCCAAUACUGA
Messenger RNA from Penicillium soppii, 681 nucleotides. Its product is annotated as MARVEL domain-containing protein. Bases 1 to 681 code for a protein of 226 amino acids. Lineage: Eukaryota; Fungi; Ascomycota; Eurotiomycetes; Eurotiales; Aspergillaceae. The transcript has a single exon. The record is from RefSeq and is a predicted model, not a curated record.